GGUCGCAUCAUGAAACAACUGUUGGUCUUACUGUUACAUUUUUCUAGUACGCUCGCCGUGCUGAAAUUUGCGUCAUACUAUGCUGACCACAUGGUGCUUCAAAGAGGGCCCCAGAGGGCGAUAGUCUGGGGCCAUGCUGCAACAAUUGGCGACGAGGUUACUGUCAAGGUCAGUGGCAAAGGAGAGGUCAAAGUCAAGGUUGUGAAGGAUCCUAAUGGAAAUGAGGGAUUAUGGAAGGCUAAACUGCCAGCUGUCACUGACCCUGGUCCUUUCACCUUGACAGCGUCCUCGUCAGAAGGGGACUUAACUCUAACUGACGUCAUGUUUGGUGACGUAUGGGUGUGCUCUGGACAAAGUAACAUGGAGAUGCCAAUGAGUCAGGUCAUAAACUCAUCUGCAGAAAUAGCAGAGUCUCUUAAGUUCAAAACUAUAAGAAUUAUUAAAGCGUCAAUGGUGGAAUCACCCACUCCCUUGGAAGACUUGCAAAGUUUGGCCUUCCAGUGGACAGACCCAAAUGAAGCUGAUGUGUCUCGUUUCUCGGCUCUGUGCAUGCUGUUUGGGGAAUAUAUUCAGCCCAAUAGGAACUAUCCCCUUGGACUAAUAGACUCGACAUAUGGAGGGACGCCAAUUGAAGCCUGGUCUUCUCCGGACGCCAUCGCAGAGUGUCCCACGCCGAAUAAUACAUAUCUUAGCGAGGAGGAAUACUUAAACCCGGACAUCAUAUAUGACGGGAGUAAUGGUCCAGUAAUGCCAAGAUCCCCACUUGACAAGUACGUAUUGUGGAAUGCCAUGAUCAACCCAUUUCUCGACAUGACGAUAUUUGGUGCAUUAUGGUAUCAAGGGGAGUCAAAUGUCUGGUACCCAGAUUUAUACGCAUGUCAGUUUCCUGCAAUGAUAAAUGACUGGAGAAAGAAAUUUCAUGAAAGCUCUGAAAAAGAGACGGAUGUCCAAUUUCCUUUUGGAUUUGUCCAGCUUGCUCCAAAUGCCAAAUCGUCGGAGGUUGGAGAUUUUCCCGCAAUAAGAUGGUCUCAAACUGCUAAGUUCGGAUUUGCUCCAAACGAAAAGAUGUCUAAAACCUUCAUGGCUGUAGCCAUGGACCUUCCUGACUAUGACUCCCCAUUUGGAUCAAUCCAUCCACGGUAUAAGCAGGAUAUCGCCUCCCGUCUGGUGCUCGGAGCACGGUCGGUGGCUUAUGGAGAAGAAGGGGUAAAGUUUCAGGGUCCUCUGCCUCAAACAUUCAGCCUUAACAACGUCAACAACAUCCUCAACGUGAACUACGGAGACAACAGUCCUAUAAAGGUUCUUAACAACAACGGCUUUGAGGUCUGCUGUUCCAGCACGAGUACAACCGAAUGCGCAGACUCAGAUGAGUGGGUGGCUGCACCAAUCACAGACCAGGACACAAACUCUGCAUCGUUGUCAGUAGCUGGCUGUGAGAGCAAGUCGCCAGUUGGUCUCCGAUAUGAAUGGCGCACAAGUCCCUGUGAUCUCAGGGACUGUGCCAUAUAUGGAAGUGAUACCGAUUUGCCAGCCCCGCCCUACAUUACGACGAGAGGGUUUUAGACUUUUCUUAUAAUUCUAUUGCAAUCUUCCUAAUAUGGUUUCGGAAUAAAUCGUUUUCCAAAGUACAAAA
This is a messenger RNA of Haliotis rubra (blacklip abalone), 1633 nucleotides long. RefSeq names its product sialate O-acetylesterase-like. Gene Ontology annotation, biological process: carbohydrate metabolic process. Bases 10 to 1563 code for a protein of 517 amino acids. The transcript has 9 exons. Lineage: Eukaryota; Metazoa; Mollusca; Gastropoda; Lepetellida; Haliotidae. Gene Ontology annotation, molecular function: sialate O-acetylesterase activity. The record is from RefSeq and is a predicted model, not a curated record.